Messenger RNA from Amblyraja radiata (thorny skate), 1923 nucleotides. RefSeq names its product adenylate kinase isoenzyme 5-like. The record is from RefSeq and is a predicted model, not a curated record. Gene Ontology annotation, molecular function: ATP binding; nucleobase-containing compound kinase activity. NCBI's taxonomy places the organism in Eukaryota, Metazoa, Chordata, Chondrichthyes, Rajiformes, Rajidae. The transcript is spliced from 14 exons. The coding region runs from base 112 to 1764 and encodes 550 amino acids. Gene Ontology annotation, biological process: nucleobase-containing compound metabolic process.
GAGAGAGAGAGUGGGAGGGAGAGAGGGAGAGAGGGAGCAGGAGCAUCAACCUCACUCAGCACCAGGGAAUCCUCGAGCUGGGGCAGCAGAGCCGGGCUGGAACCUGUCACGAUGAGCAGCAGUGAAGCGAAAGACUACAUCUCUAAAAGGGAAAUCCCUCUGCUAUUCGAGAGUAUGUUGACGGGCCUCAUGUACCACCGCCCCGAUGAACCCAUCGAAUACCUGGAGAACUGCCUGAAGAAAGUGAAGGAGAUCGGCGGACUGGAGAGGGUGCGAUGGGAUACCUUCAUCGCUCAGGAGCGGCGGGCAUUGCCUCCUGUCAGCGGGAGCCAGGCCAGGAGGGCCCUCUACCGAAGUGUGCUCUCGGAGAGUCACAGCCUGGCCACCGACCGCUACGACCGACUGCCCCCCAUCCACCAGUUCUCCAUCGAGAGCGACACAGACCUGUCGGAGACGGACGAACUGAUCGAGGAGUACGUGCUGUUUGACCCCGCAAAGCCCAGGCCAAGGGUCAUCCUCGUCAUCGGGGGUCCAGCCAGCGGCAAGGGUACGCAGAGCAUGAAGAUGGCGGAGUGCUACGGAUUCAUCUACAUCUCGGUGGGCGAGCUUCUGCGGGAGAAGAUGCUGCACAACGCCACCACCAACAGGAAGUGGGGCCUGAUAGCAAAAAUCAUCACCAACGGCGAGCUGGCACCACAGGAGACAACCAUAAAUGAGAUUAAGCAGCAGUUGAUGCAGCAGCCAGAUGCCCAGGGCUUUGUCAUCGAUGGAUUCCCACGGGAGGUGUCCCAAGCCAUCUGCUUCGAUGAUCAGAUCUGCGUGCCAGACCUGGUGAUCUAUCUCUCCUGCGCCAGCCCGCGACUCAGGGAGAGACUGGAGAAGAGAGCGGAACAAGGCCGACCCGACAACAACCCCAAAGCCAUCCAACGGCGCCUCGCCACCUUCAAGCAAAACGCCGUCCCAUUAGUCCAGUACUACGAGGAGAAGCAUCUCAUCGUCACGUUGGACGGAGACAGGGAGGAAGAGGAGGUGUUCACAGACAUCAGGGCGAACGUGGAUGGGAAAAUCGCUGCGGGCAGUCACGCCACGGCAGGUCCCAGCGUGCCAGCUCUUCCUCAGGCAGCUGAAGCCAGCGUAGAUACUGAGGAAAAGCCCGUGGAAGGAGCUUCAGGCGAAGAGCCGCUAGCAGAGAAACUGAGAGUCACCAAAAUUAUCUUUGUGAUUGGGGGCCCUGGGUCAGGAAAAGGGAGCCAGUGCGUGAAAAUGAUGGAGAAAUAUGGCUUCACACACCUGUCCACUGGCAACCUGAUGCGGAAGGAGAUCAGUAACGAAACGGACCGAGGUAAAAAGAUUAAGAAGAUAAUGGCAGAUGGAGGUCUGGUCCCAUUGGGAAUAACAUUGGAUCUUCUGAAGGAUGCUAUGAUGGAGAACCUGCAGGAGACCAAAGGCUUCAUGAUCGAUGGGUAUCCCCGGACUUUGAAACAAGCCGAAACCUUUGACAAAUCAUUCUCCACUCCCAGCGUGGUGCUCCUCAUCGACUGCAACCCCGAGGUGAUGAAGCAGCGGCUGAUAAACCGCGGACAGACCAGCGGCCGCUUCGACGACAACGAGGUGACGAUCAGCAAGCGGGUUGAAACCUACUUCGUGGACUCUGUCCCGGUGGUGAAACAUUACGAGAACAAAGGACUACUAAGAAAGAUUCAAGGAGUGGGGACAGAGGACGAUGUCUUUCAGAGCAUCACUGCGAUCAUCGAUGAACUUUAGCAGCUGAGACUCCGGGUUACAAAAUCCUCAAGCAGUUGCCCUGUGAUCAGAUUUCCCACAAUUAACAUCAAACAUUUGUGUUCAUGGCUAUUUAGGAGAAUUAACCAGGACCCCAAUAAAAUGAGAGUUAAAACUCCUGGAUAACUUUCACCGACAGCC